Molecule: messenger RNA, 1852 nt
Organism: Triplophysa rosa
Lineage: Eukaryota; Metazoa; Chordata; Actinopteri; Cypriniformes; Nemacheilidae
Gene: dctn2
Product: dynactin 2 (p50)
Exons: 14
Coding region: 127-1338 (403 amino acids)
Biological process (GO): mitotic spindle organization
Cellular component (GO): cytoplasm; dynactin complex; centrosome
Source: RefSeq, a predicted model, not a curated record
GCAUGAUACGGCCCUUGCGCGAGUCAUCGGCUUCAUCCGUCCGCCCCAGUCACAGUCCACCCUGAGCGUUACAGAAACUGUAUUUUUAUAUAUUUUUUCAUCGCUGUCUGUCCGUUACGCGCUACGAUGGCUGACCCGAAGUAUGCCAACCUGCCGGGCAUCGCAUCUAAUGAGCCGGAUGUGUAUGAGACCAAUGAUCUGCCCGAGGAUGACCAGGCCCAGUUUGAGUCGGAAGAGUUGUGCAGUGACAGCGUGGAACGCAUCGUCGUCAAUCCAAACGCCGCCUACGACAAAUUUAAAGACAAACACAUCAGCACCAAGGGUCUGGACUUCUCAGAACGCAUCAGUAAGAGUCGCAGGGUGGGUUAUGAGUCUGGAGAUUAUGAGCUGCUGGCUGAGGGCUGUGGGCUGAAGGAAACUCCUCAGCAGAAAUAUCAACGACUGGUCAAUGAGAUUCAUGAGCUCUGCCAAGAUGUGGAGAACAUUCAGGUCAGCACUAAAGAAAGCAGCGCAGAAGAGCGUUUGACUCCGGUGGCUUUGGCUCAGCAGGCGGCGCAGCUCAAACAGCAGCUGGUUUCUGCUCAUUUGGACUCUCUGCUCGGUCCCAACGCUAACAUCAAUCUCACUGACCCCGACGGAGCUCUCGCUAAACGCUUGCUGACUCAGUUGGAGGUGGCACGGGGCGUCCGGAGCGGUGGGGCGGGAGAGGGCAAGGCCGCGGCACCCAGAGGCCCAGACGGAGUGAUUCUGUACGAGCUUCACAGCCGACCAGAGCAAGAGAAGUUUACCGAGGCUGCCAAGAUCUCUGACCUGGAGAGGAGGUUGGCUGAAUUGGAGUCGUCUGUGGGCUCAGGGUCAGAUAAACAGGGUCCUCUCAGCGCCGGGGUGCAGGGAGCCAGUCUGACGGACACUAUUGAACUUCUCCAGGCUCGGGUCAACGCGCUGGACGCUGCCACUCUGGACCAGGUUGAAGCGAGACUUCAGAGCGUUCUGGGGAAGAUGAACGAAAUAGCAAAGCACAAGGCGGCCGUCGAAGACGCUGAAACCCAGAAUAAGGUGUCGCAGCUGUACGAUGUCGUUCAGAAGUGGGAUGCGAUGGCCACUUCACUGCCGCAGGUGGUGCAGCGUCUAAUGGCCGUUAAAGAGCUGCACGAACAAGCGAUGCAGUUCGGUCAGCUGCUCACACACCUGGAUACGACACAACAGAUGAUCAAUAACUCGCUGAAGGACAACACCACUCUUCUAACACAGGUCCAGCAAACCAUGAAGGAGAACCUGGUUGCAGUAGAGGAGAACUUUGCUACCCUGGAUCAGAGAAUGAAGAAGCUCUCCAAAUAAAAGCUCUUUUUAUGUGAGAAGAGGGAAUGAGAAACUCAUCCUCCUCCACUGUUUUCAAGCUCUUUUCCUCGUAUGUCCUUUUUGUUUUUCAAAACAGAUGAAAUGCAGUUGAAGGUUGAGACCAAAUGUCACACUACAGAACAUCUAAACCUGAAGUCUCUCUGUGGAGCUGAGAGGGGUUUCUCAUCGAGAUACUGUAACUUAUUUAAAUACACACAAUACAGUGGCAAUGUCUUAAUUCAUACUCCUGUUUGCAGAAUGAUCUAGUGUCUUUAGUUGUGUAGCAUCGCUAUCAUUAUUUCUGAUAGAUCUGGACGAGCAGAUGUUGUGUAUAUACAGGACAGGUCUGUGUGUAACUGAACCUGUUCUUAUGAGUUAUUGCUUGUAACCACUAUGUAUUAUUGCAAAGUGCAACGUUCCACAUAUUAUGAUUGAUUUUCCAAGAUAGAAUUUCAAAAGCAUCUCUGGAUGUGAUAAAAAAUUAAACAUGCUUUCAAAAACCAGUGUUUCAUUU